ACUUGAAGUUAGCUAUGGAUGUCAUGUACUCAGUUAAAUUUCGCUCGUUGUAAUUUUGAAAUGGCGUGAUUGUAGUUUUUCAGAAUUAUCGACUUAAAAAGCGAAGCUUAACGAAAAAUCAUUGUGUUAUAAGUUAAAAAUAUAUAUUAUUAUCGAUUAAUACAAAUCGGACGUUCCAACUUGGCUUAGUUCUUCCAACUUAUUGUACUUCGAGGUGAUUUUGUAACAUAACCUCAACGAUGUUUAACUCUUCUAAAUUAAACGACUCUUCAAAAUUUCUAAAAACUACUCUACUGAAUCCUUACGAUGAUUCUAUACACGAACCAAAUAGAACCUUUUCGACUCCGAAAAUUACGUCUACGCCAUUGCAUAGCGUAUUUGCCACUCCACCCAAAAAUCAAAUAAUGACACCUCGAAGAUAUUCUUUAUCUGAAGUUGCUACACCACCCAGGAAUAAUAUAAGAGAUGAUAUAAAUAUAAAAUCCCAACAAUAUACUCCUGGUCCAUUAUUAUCGUCUACGAAAUUCAAUUUAAGCGUUAGUACGUUCGAAGACGCCAAGAGUCCAGGUCUUGUUAAUCGAAUUGUCCAAUAUAACGACGAAGUGGAAAAACAAAGACGUCCGGCUACACAUCAAGCUAAAUAUGGCACUGUUGGGUUGUUUCCGAUAGUACAUCUUUUUAAAAACAAAUUACCAGUUUUGGAACAGAAACCUAGACGUGUUACCAUCAGAGUAGCUACUCCAGAUAAAAUGAAGCAUACAACUGAAUAUAAUAGAAAAUUAUUAGAAGGACUCGUAAAACCGAGUGGAAGUAAUCACAAUAUUUCUCAUUUGAACCAUUCCGAACAUUCAACAAGUACAAGAAGUGUUUUGGACGCUUUGAAGGAAAUAUCUAGAAAAAGAAUACACGCCAGCGAAGAGAUUGAUUUACACGAAGAAACCGGUAAAAGAUUGCGAACAGAAAACGAAGUUUGUACAGAUUCGAAUAAACGAGGUAGAGACGAAUCUCCCCAAUUGGAAACAUCGACGAGUCCCAACAAACCCGCUUCGAAGAAAAUUUGCAUGUACGAUGAAUAUUUGGCGUCUCGCUCAUCGAUGGACUUUGCAUUCAAUAGAUCAGACUCUAAAAGAAAAUACAUAAGUACAAGUACCGUAACUGAAAAUCCCAAGGAAUCUAAACAAGUCAAAUUAGUUAAUGUCGAAACGCAAACAAUUGAAGAAGAAAAACCAGAAAACACCGAAGAUAAAUGUUUGGAAACUGAAGAUGACGCUGAAACUGACAAAACUAAAAAAGUGAAAUCAAUAUUGAAAGUAUUCGACGAUUCCCCGUUGGAGAGAAUAAGAAAAAAUAGAUUGGCUGCCCUUAUGGGUAACCUAGUAGGAAAAGAUCCGGUACUCAAAACGAAACCCGAUUAUCCAGACGCUUUGUCUCAUCAAAAAGACCCAGAGGACGAUGAAGACGUAAAAGAAACGACGGAUAAACCUCUAGUUUCGAUAUUGGCACAAAAAUCCCCGAAAAAGACUGCUAAACACGUUACUUUUAAUAUACCGGAAACGACGACAGCAAAUGACACGGUAAACGACGUUGUUUCUUCACUACCGGAUACCAAACAAACUUCAAUUGAUGUUAAUAGAGAAGAAAUAUGCAAAAGUACCAGUACAACAAGCGUAAUAACAAAUUCAUCAAUUUUUACGUCCAGUAGUACUACUACUAAUAGUGUUCCUAGUACUACUACUACUACUACUAGUGUACCCAGUACUGCUUCUACUUCAAUUACAGUAGAAAAUUCGAAAAGUUUCACUUUUGGUAAUGACAAAAAAGUAGAAAAUCCUACUACUAGUACCACUGUAGUACCGGUUACUUCUUCUCCACCGAAAAUCGGCGGGUUCAAAUUCGAUUUACAAAAAUCCCCAUCGAAACCUUCCUUAACCAGUAGUUUUAACUUAAAUUCCCAACCAGGUGUUAAUAUUAGUACCGAUAAAGCGGAUACGGGUACUGCGAAAAGUACUUCAGGCGUCGUCGUUUCUUCUAGCGAAAGUAGCAAACCGUCUUUCACUUUCGGUUCUUCCGGUACUACUUUUAAUUUCGGUAAAACUCUCCCUACUUGUAAACCGACCGAUUUUCCUUCGCUAUUUGUCGGUGGUACUAUCACUAACGCUGUUACCACCUCUGCCAAAACUAGUUUCAGUACCGUAACCUCGAUUGCGAAUAAAGAUUUGAUUACGAGUCCGUCUGCUACGAGUACUUUCGCUUCCCCGAUACCCGCUUUCGGUAGUUUUCAAUCUAAAGUUGAUAAUAGUAGUACCGGAUUCGGUAUUCUUCCUACUACAACCGCUAACGGUACUACCGCCUUCGGAAUAUCAACUACCAAUUCGAAUUUCGGUACUAACCCUAAUUUUGCCGUUACCACAACUCCUACUUUUGGUAGUACUACAGCGCCUAGUUUCGGUACCACAACUCCAGGUUUUGGUACUACUAGUACUAAAAUUCCCGAUUUUGGUACUACUAGUUCUACAACUCCCAGUUUUGGUACUACCAGUACUGCAACUCCCGGUUUUGCUACCACUAGUACUAAAACUCCCAGUUUCGGUACUACUACAACUCCUGGUUUCGGUGGUACUACUACUACUACUACAACUCCCGGUUUUGGUACUACAAUUCCUGGUUUUGGUACUACUACUGGUAUUACAACUCCCGGUUUUGGUACAACUACUACCACAACUCCCGGUUUAGGUACUACAACUCCUGGUUUUGGUACUACAACUUCAGGUUUUGGUAAUUCAUCAGGAUUCGGUAGUACGACCCCAGCUUUCGGUAAUUCUACUACUCAAACGUUCGGUACUAACGGUACGUCCGGUUUUGGUUCUCCAACAACAACUGCUAACAGUAUUUUUGGCCCUUCAACGACUAUUUCAACUUUUGGUGGCACUUUAAACAGUACUUUCGGUACCGCGACUACGGCUAGUAGCGGUUUCGGAACCGCCGCUUUCGGAACCGGUACUAAUCAAGCGCCUGGUUUCGGUACUACCGUUACGUCGGCUUUCGCUUUCGGUGGUAGUACUGCUCCGUCGUCUACCGGUUUCGGAAUCGUUACUACGGCGUCCGGAUUCGGCGGUAACGUCGCUUCCAUAUUUUCUAAAACGAAUGUACCGUCUUUCGGUGGUACUGGUUCGAGUACUCCUUUUACGGAAACCGGUUUCGGAGCACCGGUUUCUAGUGCAUCGGCGUUUGGUACUGUGACGACGACGUCUUCGUUUAAUUUCGGAGGGGGUAACGCGUCGUUUACCGCUCCAGCUACUACGAGUUCGAUUUUCGGUACCACCCAAAGUCCUUUCGGUGGUGCGGCGGCGGCGGUGGCUACGACGACGACGACUUCGUCAAAUGUCAAUUUUACUUUUACGGGGAAGGGUACCACCAGCGGAACCUUUCCUUCUACUAAUACGGUGACUCCGUCGUUUGGAAGUACUUUUGGGCAAAGUGGUACCGGUUUCGGUGCUCAAACUACCGGUUUUGGUACUUCUAAUAAGGGUACGUUUGGUAAUGUGGCAACCGGUUUUGGAAGUAAUGCGGCUACUCCAGCUUUUGGCGGUACCACACCAGCACAACCUUUCACUACUACAAACGCGAGUUUCAACAAAACUCAACCCCCUACUCAGAGUAACUUCGGAUCGCCUCAAUUCAGCUUCAACCAGCAAAAUAAUACUGUGAACAGAAGCUCCGUGUUUACAUUCGGUAGUGCUAGUGGUGAAAAAUCCGGUGUGUUUAAUUUCGGUGCUUCGAGCGGAGAAACCGCUAAAAAGUUCGAUUUCAACGUGAGUAGUAGUGCAGCUCCACCGGCGUUCGGAGCCUCGUUCGGCGGUAAUACGUCUGCUCCGGCUUUCGGUGCUACGGCACCUUUACCGGCCGGGGGGUUCAGUAUCGGUGCCGGAACCCCUACUCCUAAGAGAACCCAGAUUAAGGCCAAGAGGAGAACUUGAUUGUUAACGAAAAUAUUGUAAGGUAGAUGAUUUUUUUUUUAAUUUUCGUUUUCGAUAAAAAUGUAAGUAGAUAAAAUCCGUGAAGGAAUGAGUAAAAUAUCGAAUUGUGACGGUUGUUUGAUGAAACAAUACCUAUUUGAAUUAAUUUUUUUUUGCGAAUGAAUACAAUCCCGUAAUUUGAUUAUUUCGCUAUUUCCAUCAGUUUUUCUUUAUAAAAUUGUAGUUUAAAUUUAUUUUUUUAUAUACAAAUAUAUAAAAUAAAUGUAUACGGUGUUAAGUUAAUAUAUUUAAUAUGAUAUAAAUUUUUACUCAAAUUAGAAUUAAAGGAAAUCUAGUGUUGAAGUGGUAAAAAAAAUAUUUUGAUCCAAUUUUUAUAUUAUAACGAUAAUAGUCCUUGAUGAAUAUAAUCGGUGAAUUCUAACCUAACUUUUUGAUACGUCACUCGUGUCUAUAAUCAAAAUCAGCUUAUACCCAUUUCAAAAUGACCGCUGUAAGGUAAAUAACUGUAAUUUUCUGUUUGAUUCGUGAAGUUAUUUGUUGGAAAUGUGGCUUUGUUGUUGUUUCUUUUUUAACUAUAUUGGAAACUGGUGGGAAAUGAGCAGGAUUCUAAGUGAAAGCUCUUUUCAUUUCAUUAAAAGGGGGUAACUAAAUUUUAAAUUUUGUCCUUGUACCUUUUAUCUGCUGCUGGGUUAUCAUUUUGCAAACGUCUCAUGUUUAAUAAAUUUGAACGCAACAGUGGAAAUUAAUUUCCUGCUGACUGAGUAAAAAAACUAUGAAAAUACUCAAUUUCCGCUGUAUUCGAUUCACUAAAAUAAAUCUAAAAGUACCUGUACAGUUCUUUCAAUAGCAUAAAACUAAAAAACAAUACAAAACCAUCAAACUACUGGAAAAAAUCAAGAAAAGUCGAGUAAGUCGAUGAUUUACCCUACAUAAUCAGAUGUUUUCUUAGAUUGCCUAAUGUCAUUGUGAUUUCUUCUUUUUUUUAUGAGCAUACAUAUGACAGAACUAAAUCAAUAACGUAACCUUACUUCAUCAUAUGUCAUUAAAGUCAAUUAAGUAUUUCAAAUUUCAUUAUUUCCUUUUUUUUUUGGAAAUGUUUCUGAUAAAUGUUGAUAUUUAAAAAUUUGUAAUUUUUGUAACUGUCCCCAAAAAAAAUUGAUGCGAUUUUCAACUUCCGAGGACUAUUAAAUUUAGUCUUUGGUUGGUUUUUUUGUUUGCAAAAACUUGUACCUUGAACUAACUUGAACUCUACUAACGAAAUAUAAAAUAAAAUUACAGUACAUUCGUUAUAAUAAAAAAUUGAUAUCAAAAUAAUCAUUUUUAGUUUGAAUAAGUGAAACUUGAUGAUUUUUUUAUGAAUAAUACUUUUAUGAGUGAAAACUUUAUUAAAAAUAUUUUUUUUAUAUAAUAAAUAUAAAUUAUGUGAAGUAAGCAUGAUGUUGUUUUUUAUAUUUAGCUAUGUUUAACUGUAAUUCAAGAAAUGUGAUAAAUAGAUUAUUAGAGAGAGAUUGUCAUGCUUACUGAGGCAUGAACAUUUUUUUUGUCAAUAUUUAUAAGGAUAUUUUUAAUUGUUUUUGUUCAGAUUUGAUUAUUUCAGAAAUAAAAUUAUUUAUUGAA
Diorhabda sublineata is the source of this 5594-nucleotide messenger RNA. Its product is annotated as nuclear pore complex protein DDB_G0274915-like. The coding region runs from base 240 to 3977 and encodes 1245 amino acids. NCBI's taxonomy places the organism in Eukaryota, Metazoa, Arthropoda, Insecta, Coleoptera, Chrysomelidae. The record is from RefSeq and is a predicted model, not a curated record. The transcript is spliced from 6 exons.